This is a messenger RNA of Rattus norvegicus (Norway rat), 10108 nucleotides long. Lineage: Eukaryota; Metazoa; Chordata; Mammalia; Rodentia; Muridae. The record is from RefSeq and is a predicted model, not a curated record.
UUCUUGAAGGAUGGGUAUAUUCUUUUACCUAACUACAGUACAGUUGUCAGUUUCAGUAAAAAAGUUAAUAUUUUAUUUUCCAACUUUGUCAGCUGACACUUCUGUUGUUGUUGUUCUUUGGGUUUGUUUGCUUUUUGAGAAGGGUUCUUACUGUGUAGCUCUGGCUGUCCUAGAUCUCACUAUGUAGAGCUGGCCUUGCCCUCACAGAGAUCUGCCUGCCUCUGACUCCCAAGUGCUGGGAUAAAAGGUUUGCUACCAUACCCAGCUCUGCCACUUAAAAAGAAAUGUUCGGCCUUUUUUAGCUUGUAACAUUUUUAGAACUUCUCUUUGUCUUACAUAGGUUUGAAGAAUACGUCUCCCCCAACCCCCACUCCACAACACUUUUAAUAGAAUAGUCUUCAUUUUGAAUUAACCUAUUUUCCUGUGGUUCAGUUCAUAUAAUAAAUUCUCAUAGGUUCUGUCCUUCUCAGGAAGCAUAUGAUAUUUUUCUGCUCUCACUAGAAAUAUUAAUGUAGAACAUCUGUCAAAGCUUGCCUGAUUUCAUGCAUCAUUACUGUUUUCUCUCUAAUAAGCAUUCUGAGAAGAAGUAUUUAAAUUCAGAAAAUAGCCCGCUCUUUUUCAGAAUUUCUCCCCAGACUUAGAAUUCAUUGGUGAAUUUUUUUUAUCAAUUUUUUACUCUGAUAGUUAUAGAAUGCUAAUUUAUUCUAUUGUAAUCAAGAGGUCUCCCUUUUUUCCUGGCUUUUUUAUCUGUGGGGAUUGGUGCAGGCCUGUUUUCUGUGGCUUGUAAGUACUAUGCUAACUUACUGUUCCUAAGCUGGAUGUUCAAGCUGUCUUUUGUGGUCUUAGAGAGCGCCUCACCUUUCUGUACUUUCCUUACUGGUAAACACCAUACUGGUGACACAGUUCCUCUUACAAUUCUGUUCCUAGCCACUUUUUUGUAGACUUUCUUUUGAAUAGAAGAAACCAAAACUUAAAGUGCUUAUAUCACUGUGGUGAUAUUUUCCUUUUUGGCUCGCUGGCAACCAGAGCUAAGGGAUAUAUCUAUGAAGAAGUAAAAAUGUAUGUAUGUCCAUACUUAUAUACACAUAUAAAUUGUCUAGAAAUGAUGAGUUUACACAGUGCUUCUAAUUUAUCUAUAUAAAGUUCUUUGUUGAUUUUUUUUUUCCUAUCCCAUAUUUGUAUGUCUUCCUUCCCAUAAGAAUCCUGGCUCCUAACAAAAGUCACAGUUGAGUUCCAAGUUGUUUCAGAAUUGUUUUGCGCCUACUACUAACAAUAAUUCAACUUGUUUGGAAUUCUCCCCUGUAUCUCCCCACCAGCCUACAGAAGACUGAAUGCAGACAAGUAUGAAAUCAAAUGCUGUGUUCCUAAGUUAUAUAGAUUAGGCUUUUUUGUUUGCUUAUUUUCUUCCUAUGGUUUUAGUGUCCCUGUGAAACACAGAUGCGUUCACUAUUUUGUUUACUUCCUGUUUAGCAAUUUUCCCUCAUCUUAACUGAUUUCAUGUUAUUCUUUGAUUAUGCAGAACACUAUUAGACUUCCAUAAGUUCCAUAAAACUAUACAGUGCUAUAAUCAGUGUCACUACACCUCCCCACUCUCUUAUUCCCUGUUCUCCACCCUUUGCAAAUAUCAAUUGUUUCGUGGUAUCACCAUAAGGAUAAGCACAUACACUACUCUUCUUUCUUCCUUUCUUGACAUCUUCACUUUUUCACUUUCUGAUAAUAUAAUACUGUACAUCCUGGGAAUUACUACCUCGUCAAUUAGAUAGUCUACUUUUCUAAUACUCCUAUGUAAUACUUACAGAGCUUAUGUAACUAGUCUUUUGUGUUGGAGAUUUAGGUAAUUUCCCAGACUUUCAGUUAAAAUUUGUGUAGUAAUAAUUCUGUAAUCAAUACACAUGUUCUUAUGAGUAUACACACACUUGUGGUAUUAGAAGUGUAUGUUUAGAAUUGUUACUUGUGAAUUGAAGGGGAAAUGUGUGUGUUAGCACAGUUUUCCCACCACAAGCACUAUGUAAGUUUAUAAUAGAUUCCGAGCAAUCUAUUACAAGAAUAUUUGUUUUCUUCAGUGUCUUAUCAACAGAGGUAUAUGGUCAUGCUUUGAACAUUGGUCAGUGUAACAUGUGAAAAACACUAUUGAAGUUCUGAUGAAUAUUUUUCUUAUUAGUGAUAUACUUAUUUUUUACAUGUUUAAUGACUGUCUUGAUUUUUAUUUUUAAAGGAAAAACACUAUUGGCAUGGUUAGUUAUUGUGUGAAACACCCUAUAUAUUCACUGAACAAAAUAAUUAUUGUAGACUACUAUAAAAAAGCCCAGAUUAAGAGAACAUCUAGGGCUGGAGAGAUAGCUCAUUGGUUAAGAGCACUAGCUGCUCUCCCAGAGGUCCUGAGUUCAAAUCCCAGCCACCACACGGUGGCUCACAACCAUCUGUAAUGAGAUCUGGUGCCCUUUUCUGGUGUGUCUGAAAACAGCUAUAGUAUUCUCAUAUAAUAAGUAAAUAAAUCUUUUUUUAAAAAAAAGGAGAGAGAACAUCUAAAGGGCAAUCAAAAGGUUAAGGAAGCUGACAGAAACUGACUAGCUUGAAAACAUUGUAUAUUUUGACCACAGAAAUAUUCUACUUUUCAAAUAACAGUGUUUGUCAUAGAAGUCUGUGCACCAGGAAGCUGUUUCUAGUAGACGUAAAUUAAAUUUUAUUUUUUAGAGGAAAAAACUGAACCAUAUCGACAACUUAUUUCUGUUACAAAAUAUCACUUGAUGCUUUUUCUUCCUUAUUUUAAAAUUAGAAAGGAAAGGAACUAAGUCCUCAGAGUAUACCAUGAUUGUGUUGUCAAGUCACAGUCACUGAACUUGAGGAUGUGUGAUGGUCUGCAGAAAAGCUGCUUGACUCUAUUCCUUCACAUCUGAGAGGAGUUUGCUAUGAUCAGCAAUCUCUACCAACUUCAGGCUGCCUACAGGCAAAGAGAUGAAAUGAUGGGGGACUAACCAACCUAGAUUGGUUAUCUUUUUUAAGAGAGUGAAUUAAGAAAUGUUUCUACUUUCUUUCAAAAUAGUUACUGUUAACUGAGGUUUCUUUCCUCCUUUUCUGGUAAUCCCCAUAUGAACAGUGUUAAAAGGGACAACAGAAAGUGGCAAUGGGCUCUUAAACUUUUGCCAGCUUUAUUUCCAGUAGUAGGCAUUUCUUUAGGACUUCUUUCUUUGCAGAGAACCUAGUACUCUGAAUCCUUAUGACUUGGAAGGAAUCAAAUCUUAUUCUGUUCUUUCUUUAGAAGCCAAUCCAUAUAGAGCUUACUUUCAGCACCACCACCACCACCACCACUUCUCUCUUUCCUUGUCCCUCUCUUCCUCUCUCUCUUUUCUCGCCCUCUCUUUCUUCCUCUUCCCUUCUUUCUGAAAGUUCAACCAAGGCACAUUUUAUUGUGUAUGGGUCCUGAUGUUUCUGAGAAUGGACAGUACUUUCAUGGCCUCCAAGACUGUAAUUCAAGCACCUCAGAUUUUCUAGGUUUCUAAUAUCUACAUUGUUUGACUAGGGGUUACCCUAGAGUUAGUACAAUAAUUGGCCUUGACACUGUAAGACUCCUCAAACAACUGGAAUGAGUUUAAAUUCUCAAUGAUUUCACAACUGCCAUUCACUAUUUUCUUUUAAUUCAUGUGGUUCCUUGAGUACCACCAAACCCAAUCAAGACCGGUCCAUGUCAUUUUGAUCAAACAUCUCCAACUUCCAGCUUUUCAACCUCAGUAGAGAAAGGGCUGAUGACAUAACAGCUAUUACAUGUUUAAGACACUGGUUUUCCAAGAACAUCUUGUUGCUGACUCUUAGAAGUCACUUUCCUAGGCCCUUUCCCCAAAUAUUACUAUGGAAUUUGCAAAGUCUGGCAGAAAGAAAUUUGACCAUUCUCCGAAGUCUAUAAGCCAGUCCUGGAUAGAGGUGCUGGGUAUAGAAUGAACAUGAUGACCAGAGCCAGCUUUGCUUCCAAGAAGCCAUUCACUAAAAAGAACAGCUAUAGUGCUAGAGUUUGAUUUACUCUUGCCUCUGGAAUAUCAUUUAUUUUUCUCUAAGGGCUGAUCUUUGAUAAACUACCAAGUGUUAUCAGGUACUUGGGAAUCAGAAUGGUCUUGUACAGAACAGUGAUGUGAGCUUUAAAGAUCAGGAUAUUAAGUUCUUUGGCUUAAGGGUUAAACUGCCUGGUCUUUCCAGGCACACAGAAACUUGACUUGCUAGAUUUCUGUUUUGGGUGUAUUCCAGUUAAUGACAAAUGUUUUGUCCCAAUAACCAUUAGAGCUGCUGAUCCUGCUACUUCAGUGUCUCUUUAAGCUGAGAGCUCUGUUCCAGGGAGAUUUUGUGCCACUCACUGCUAGGCUUGGAAAAUCAAUAGCUCUUGGUGAGCCAAACAAGCUUUGGACAGACCCAGACACCUUGUCAUACAACCUUAGGGCCUGAAGGCAGGUGACCCGUGGCUUUGGUCAGCAUGUUCAUUCUCUACCCAGCACCCCUGCCCCAGGACUGGUUCACCCCAAAACAGACUGUGGAGAAUGCUCAAGUUUCUUUCUACUUUCUACCAGACUUUGCAGAUUCCAUAGUAAUAUCUGGGGAAAGGGCCUAGGAAAGUGACUUCUAAGAGUCAGAAACAAGAUGUUCCUGGAAAACUAGUGUCUCCAACAUGUAAUAGCUGUUAUGUUGACAACCCUUUCUCUACUGUGGUUGAAAAGCUGGAAGAUGGAAAGUUGCUUGGGAGAGUAACUUUCUCCCUCACCUCUCACCACGGUUUUGACAGUGUUUCUGCCAUUUUCUUUUGGGAGUGGAGGUAGAAAUUUGUACUGUUUUUAUUAUUAAAGUACUUGCAUGUAGUUAAACAUCAGUCUUGUAUUGCAUCUUGGUUAAGGUUAGGAAGCGUUCUCUACCCAGGUCAUUAAUUCAUAUUUUCUUCUAGUAUUUGUUAUUCUUGUGUCUGUUAUAUUAUUUUGAGCUUCUUUAUAUUUAGAGCCCUGUUCCAUUUGGUGUUUAUCCCUUUGUGUGAUAUAAAAGAUCUAAUUUUAUCUUUUUUAUUCCCCAGAUGGCUUUAUAUUUGCUGCACUAUUUUUAAAAACUGUCUUUCCCCCAGAAAUACCAUCCUCAUCAUCAAUUUCUGUGUGUAGUUGGAAUAAUUUCUGGAUGUCUAUUUAUAUACUAGUAACACAUUUAAAUUAUAAAAGCACAUUUUAAAUUAUAGCAUAUGUUAAUAGUCACUACAGCUAGUAGUUGCUCACAGCUCUUUUUCUUCCCUAGCAACUUUUUAUUUUGGGAAAUUGUUUUUUAUGGCUGUAGGAACCUUAACAUUUUUUUUUCUGAGGAAGUUGAGAUGGAAGGGCUAAAAUUGAGAAGUAAAUGGAUGGAAAAUCUGUUGUAUGUGGGAAUGGCAGAAUAUAGAUAAGGUAUGCUGCAGCUAAAGUUUCUAGAACUGCUGUAGCCCACUUACCAGUUCUGUGUUUUGUGUUGUGGGCCGCUCUACCCAGAGUAAUACAGGGAGUCAGGGAACUAGUCUGGUCUACCAUUCUUCAGUUACCUCAUAUUUGGGACUUAAUUUUAUAUACUAUUUCCUCAGAUGAACCAACUUUUGCUCUAAUGUCUGCUGGGUGAUUCUUCAUCUUUUAAAUAGUCUCCUAAAUUUCUAGCAUUUUCUGUUCUUAUAAGUGGUCAUUAUUCCUAUAAAAAAAGUUGGUAGUAUGAUUCUUUAUAUCUGUUCACUCUAAAGCAUGUAUUUUUCUUUUAUUGACCAUUUUUUUUCUCACACAGUUACAUACAUAGCUUUCUAAGUAAGAUUCACAGAAUUCCACGAUAAUGUCCUGAAAUGUUAUGCAAGGCAAGAGGGAAAGAUCACAUUUUAUCUGACUAUAAUGCUUCAUUUUCUUGAAAUAGGUUGAACAGUAUCUUUUUAGCAGUCAGUAUGUCAGAAAAUGAUAUUGAUUGGGUACCAGUCAUGUAAAGUGCCUUUAGGAGAACAGAAUCCCUGCUUGAGUAUUAAAGUCUGCUUUGGGAAGUUUAUCAUUCAUUCAUUCAUUCAAUUCAUUAAUUUAUUUAGAAUCAUGUGCUUUUUCCAAAACCCUUACAUUUUAACUGUGAUCAGUAGCUUAACUUUUAAUAAUGAUAAAAUAAAUAGUAAUAACAUUUGCCCUGACCAAGGAACAAGUUUGUUCUUACUGGUUUUAGAUGGCUAUCAUCCAAUAUUCACAGUGACACUAUAACUUUCAUUUUACAGGUGAAGAAACUGCUAUACAAAGAAGUUAAAUAGCUAUCUCAAAGGUCAUAUAAUGUCACAUCUGAAGACAAGCAUGGAGGAUGAGGACUCAGCUAAAAAGAAUGAAAACAAUUCAAGUGCAGACUCUCAGUGCCCAAAUGUGGAAAUUUUUCACAAGGAUCAUAUGCAGAAUUCUAAUAUUGAUGACACUUUUGGUUGGGUAGAGAAGCAGUUGGAAAGACCUAAAUGGAAAAUAAUGAAGGAAGACAAAAGUAGCAUCAGAGAAAAGAUUGACAAACCUAAGAACACAGCAAAUGUAAAAAUAGAACAGGAUGACGAGACAUCUGAGAAAAGUUUCUACUCAAGUACAGAUACCAUGCACCAGACUGUCCCCACGGAACCAAAAUGUACUGAACAAGGUGAACACACAGAGAAUGUUAAUGGAAGCUUACACCCUACUCCACAGCAGAAUUCUGCUGCUGAUAAGAAAUCACAUAAGUGUGAUGAGUGUGGAAAAUCCUUCAAGUACAAUUCUCGUCUUGUACAACAUAAAAUCAUGCACACUGGAGAAAAGCGCUAUGAGUGUGACGACUGUAGGGGAACUUUUCGGAGCAGCUCCAGCCUUCGAGUCCAUAAGCGCAUUCAUACUGGGGAGAAGCCCUAUAAGUGUGAUGAGUGUGGCAAGGCCUACAUGUCCUACUCUAGCCUCAUAAACCACAAAAGCACCCAUUCUGGGGAGAAGAACUGCAAAUGUGAUGAAUGUGGAAAAUCCUUCAAUUAUAGUUCUGUUCUGGACCAGCAUAAAAGGAUCCACACCGGAGAGAAGCCCUAUGAAUGUGGUGAGUGUGGAAAGGCCUUCAGGAACAGUUCUGGUUUGAGAGUCCACAAAAGAAUCCACACAGGGGAGAAGCCCUAUGAAUGUGAUAUCUGUGGGAAAACCUUCAGUAAUAGUUCAGGCCUGAGGGUCCACAAAAGGAUCCACACAGGUGAAAAGCCCUAUGAAUGUGAUGAAUGUGGGAAGGCAUUCAUUACUUGCAGAACACUCCUAAAUCAUAAAAGCAUCCACUUUGGUGAUAAACCUUAUAAAUGUGAUGAGUGUGAGAAAUCUUUUAAUUAUAGCUCUCUCCUCAUUCAGCAUAAAGUCAUCCACACUGGUGAGAAACCUUAUGAAUGUGAUGAAUGUGGGAAGGCCUUCAGGAACAGCUCAGGCCUUAUAGUGCAUAAAAGGAUCCACACAGGAGAAAAACCUUACAAGUGUGAUAUCUGUGGCAAAGCAUUCAGCUAUAGUUCAGGCCUUGCAGUCCAUAAAAGCAUUCAUCCUGGCAAGAAAGCCCAUGAAUGUAAAGACUGUGGCAAGUCCUUUAGUUAUAACUCACUUCUUCUUCAGCAUAAGACCAUUCAUACUGGAGAGAGACCUUAUGUAUGUGAUGUGUGUGGCAAAACGUUCAGGAACAAUUCAGGUCUCAAAGUCCAUCGGAGGCUCCAUACUGGGGAAAAACCAUAUAAGUGUGAUGUGUGCGGGAAAGCCUAUAUCUCACGCUCAAGCCUUAAAAAUCACAAAGGAAUCCACCUGGGGGAGAAGCCCUACAAAUGCAGCUAUUGUGAGAAAUCUUUCAACUACAGUUCUGCCCUUGAACAGCAUAAAAGGAUUCAUACAAGGGAGAAACCCUUUGGGUGUGAUGAGUGUGGAAAAGCCUUCAGAAACAAUUCAGGCCUUAAAGUACAUAAACGAAUUCACACAGGGGAGAGACCUUACAAAUGUGAAGAAUGUGGAAAAGCCUACAUCUCACUCUCAAGCCUUAUAAAUCAUAAAAGUGUACACCCUGGGGAGAAGCCCUUUAAGUGUGAUGAGUGUGAGAAAGCCUUCAUCACAUACCGAACCCUUCUAAACCACAAAAAAAUUCAUCUUGGAGAAAAGCCCUAUAAAUGCGAUGUGUGUGAGAAAUCAUUUAACUACACCUCACUCCUUUCUCAACACAAAAGAGUUCAUACUAGAGAGAAGCCCUUUGAAUGUGACAGGUGUGAGAAGGUCUUCAGAAACAACUCAAGCCUUAAAGUGCAUAAAAGAAUACACACUGGGGAGAAGCCGUAUGAGUGUGACAUAUGUGGAAAAGCCUACAUCUCACACUCAAGCCUUAUUAACCAUAAAAGUACACACCCUGGCAAGACGCCCUAUACAUGUGAUGAAUGCGGAAAAGCAUUUUUCUCAAGCAGAACUCUCAUAAGCCAUAAGAGAGUCCAUCUUGGGGAAAAACCCUUCAAGUGUGUUGAGUGUGGGAAAUCAUUUAGCUACAGCUCACUUCUUUCCCAACACAAGAGGAUCCACACAGGGGAGAAACCUUAUAUAUGUGACUGGUGUGGGAAGGCCUUCAGGAACAGCUCAGGCCUCACGGUACAUAAAAGGAUCCACACAGGGGAAAAACCCUAUGGAUGUGAUGAAUGUGAAAAGGCAUACAUUUCACACUCAAGUCUUAUCAAUCAUAAAAGUGUCCACCGUGGAAAGCAGCCCUAUAAUUGUGAGUGUGGGAAAUCUUUCAAUUACAGAUCCGUCCUUGACCAGCACAAAAGGAUCCACACUGGAAAGAAGCCAUAUCGAUGUAAUGAUUGUGGGAAGGCAUUUAAUAUCAGAUCAAACCUUACCAAGCACAAAAGAAUCCAUACAGGGGAGGAAUCUUUAAAUAUGGCAAAUAUGGAAAGUCACAGUGGCACAUUCCAGAAGAGGAUCUACUAUGAGGGAGGGAAUGCUCUGGAUGGGACCAGGAUGCAGAUGCCUAUGUGGGAGGCAGAGCCUGCCAAGUCUCAAAGGAAUCAAAUAGAAGAAAAACUUUAUGAAUGUAAGAAUUUCUGAGGUCUUUAGUCAUGGCUUAUAAUAAUCAUAGUGUGAGUGAAAGAAUUCUGAGUGAUCAUGAGCAAUUCCUUCCACGUGAUUCAGUCAUAGCAGGAACAGUUCUAGUGUCACAAUAGUUGAGCCCUUUAGGAAUAUAAAAUACCACUGGAUAUAAAACCUUUCAAAGUGAUGGAACUCUUAAAAAAUGUAGUCUGGACAUAGAACAUAAAGAUAAAGGUCUUUAGUUAGAAAUCUUAUUCACCACUACAAAGAUCCUAUUUGGAUAAAUAAGUGAAUAAGAAUGUAGAAAGUUGGUAUAAUUUUGACCUCUAUACUUUGGUCAGUGGAAAAAAGAUCCAAGAAGGGCCUCUAAUAGGCAAAUUCAGGGAGAGGAUGGUUUCAGGGAAUAUCAGUUUAUUAGUAGUCAUGAAAUUAUAGACUUAACAAUAAUGGUUUGUGGUAGGAAGAUCACAACUUCUGAAACAAUUUAGAUGUCUUAGGAAAAGGCAUAGUCAAAUCUGUGACAUAAUCACUUUAAAAUGCAUAUUAGUUGGAGUAUACUAUUAUACUAACUGAACUGGUAAGACUAGAGUUUCAAAUCAAUUCCCUUAAUAUGUAAUAGAGAUAAUAAAUGAUGACCUGGGAGGUGGCAUUCACAUAUACUGAGAGAGCGGAAGGAUUUCAGUAUCUUCAGUUAAGUAAGGGAACACAUCUUCAACAUGAAUUUGCACCUUACAGGAAAAAUUCAGGGACUCCUAUGAAUUAAAAAAAAGUCUCAAAGGAAGGCAUUUUAUUACAAGAGCUAAAUAAGUACCAGUAAUUAAGAAGAAAUUCAUGUCUUAAAAACAAUAUUGUUCUAGGUUCGGUCCCCAGCUCCGAAAAAAAGAACCAAAAAAAAAAAAAAACAAAAAACAAAAAAACCAAUAUUGUUUCAGAAAGUGUAAAAAUUUUAUGUACUACAUACAUGUGUAUAUUGUCUGUUGUAAAAUAUGAAUAUGUUCAAAACUCACUUUGCCAUAAAGGCUGAAUAGUUAUGGCAAGGUAAGGGGGGGUAUAAUAAAUGCCUCAAAUGUAAA